UCGUCGACGUGGAUUGGUUUUCUUUCAUUCGUCCAAAAACCUGAUUGCCCAACACCACUGUCAAUGACGUAACCACAAGGACGGCGUUUCAGUAGCGCUCUCUUCCAAAACAAGCAGGGUCAAGUAGGUGCUAUACAAAAUUGAAGACAGGAAAACCUGACGAGGGACGGCUGUAAGAGGAAGUUUUGUUGGACAAGAGAACGGAGAAGCGUACAUUUUGUACGAAGGCAAAUGCUCCGUGGCAGUGGCCCUCACUGGAACACAGAUUGAGGCGGGAGAUGGACGUCGGUCAGACAUCUUGCGUAAAAGUCAGCGAGGAACGGGUCAUAACCAGAACGGAUCUCUUGUCCCUGCUGAGAACGUAUAACUGCUACCACGAAGGCAGGAGCUUUCAGCUGCACAGUCGAGAGGAGGAGGGGGAGCUGAUCGUGGACGGCCUGCUCAACAUCUCCUGGGGCCUGAAGCGGCCAAUCAGGCUGCAGAUGCAGGACGACUACGAGCGAAUCCGCUUCUCCGUUCUCGGACCGUGGAGAACUGAAAACACUCAGAAUGUUCUCCAAAAGCAGGCGUCUGUGGAAUCCAACAACAAUUUCUAUGAGCAAACCUCUCCACCAACUCAGGCAUACUCUGACAUCAGCAGCUCGGAGGAGGAAAUGCCGCAGCUGAUGAGAACGCAGAGCGACGCCAGCGUCAUCAGCGUCCCGAGGAGGUCCAAACUGCGCGGCUCCAUCGACCUGCAACGACUCAGACGCCAUCGCUUCUCCAUCAACGGCCACUUCUACAACCACAAGACAUCAGUGUUCACUCCGGCGUAUGGAUCUGUCACAAACGUGCGCGUGAACAGCACCAUGACCACUCUCCAAGUCCUCAACCUGCUGCUCAACAAAUUCCGCGUUGAGAAUGAGUCAGAUGAGUUUGCUCUUUACGUGGUCCACGAGUCUGGCGAGAGGACCAGGCUGAAGGACUCUGAAUAUCCCCUGAUAACUCGUCUCCUGCAUGGCCCGUGUGAAAAAAUAGCGAAGAUUUUCUUAAUGGAGACGGACUUGGGCGAGGAAGUGACCUACGACGUGGCUCAGUAUAUCAAGUUUGAGAUGCCGGUGUUGGACAGCUUCGUACAGAAGUUACAGGAGGAAGAAGAGAGGGAAGUCUCAAAGCUGACCAGGAAGUACAUCACACUGAAACUGAGGAUCCUGCAGCAGCUGGACGUCUCUGAGAGUCCCGACACCGUGUGAGGAGAUGACCGCACGCGGUAAACUCACAGUCCCCGCUGGAAACCACACAGCUGUGAAUACGAUCUGCACUAGCUCAGUAAAUUCAGCGCUAUUCAAUCUCUCCUCUUUAGCGCUUUGUCCAUGACUUUGACAAACUAGAAUCUAGAAAGUGGCUAUAUAUGUUUUUUUAUGUAUUGGUUUAUGAGCUUUGUUGUUUAUGUGGCAAAAAAUGAAGCCCACUGAUUUCUGCUGGUUAAUGUUUCAUAAAAAUGAAAAAACCCUGAAAUCUUAGGGAUUGAAUAGCACUGGAAGUGGAAAUGUUUACAAGAGCACUAUAAUUAUUAUACAAUCAGGACCGUUUCUCCUCCAAGGCUUGCACAGAUGCUAUUUCACCAUGGUGUCGUUAGCAUUGUGCUCUGAAUACAAAGGCCAUUCCUGCCAAUCUAUUGCAUUUUGGAAAUAAAAACAGCAGUUUUGCUGUUAAAAUGUAAAGAUAAGGUGAAAUUGUAACAUUGGGGAUCUAUAGAAUGGGGGGUUAUUUGUGUUGCCUCUAGUGUGAACCUUGAUGCUCAACAUCCCUGAAGAUCUGCUAAUUUUAUAUGAAUAUAACGAUGCCUUUAAGUACAGAAAAUAAAAACUACUGUAUCUGAUAGUUACUGCUUUUUCUUAAUAAUCUAAAGUAGCAUAUAUUUCAUUUAAUAAAAAUGUGAGCAAAUGUUUUUUGCAGCUCAGAACACUGCUUUUAAAGUUAUCAUUGCUCUGCUUUUGAUAUUGUAUUUUCUCAUAUCUGGAAGAGAAAAGUCCCAUUUUGUACAAUAAGCCUUUAUAUUGGAUUAAGUAUCAUGUACAAUGUGUAAAAUAUGCAGAUGAACAUACAUUGGUUUUUCUUUUUUUAUGAAAAAUGUUUAAUAAAGAUUUAUUCUUGUGUAUUUACCAUAA
This is a messenger RNA of Conger conger (European conger), 2150 nucleotides long. It is a transcript of the gene rassf4a, whose product is annotated as Ras association domain family member 4a. NCBI's taxonomy places the organism in Eukaryota, Metazoa, Chordata, Actinopteri, Anguilliformes, Congridae. The record is from RefSeq and is a predicted model, not a curated record. The transcript has 11 exons. Gene Ontology annotation, biological process: signal transduction. Bases 279 to 1232 code for a protein of 317 amino acids.